Messenger RNA from Rhodofomes roseus, 1882 nucleotides. RefSeq names its product WD-repeat protein. Gene Ontology annotation, cellular component: nucleolus. The coding region runs from base 29 to 1621 and encodes 530 amino acids. The record is from RefSeq and is a predicted model, not a curated record. Gene Ontology annotation, biological process: ribosomal large subunit assembly. The transcript is spliced from 8 exons. NCBI's taxonomy places the organism in Eukaryota, Fungi, Basidiomycota, Agaricomycetes, Polyporales, Fomitopsidaceae. Gene Ontology annotation, molecular function: protein binding.
CUCUGCUUCUGCCUCUUACGCCUCAGCUAUGGCGACCCUCCUACCCCCACCCAAACGCCAGAAGGUCUACCAUGGAGUUCCCGAACCAGAGCCAGAAGCACCAAAGCCUUCACCCAACGUUGUCGUACAGUUUGUGUCGGAGGAGGAUGGACAACCGCUCGCGCCUGCGGUAAAUUUGCCCGCCAACAUUUCGAGAGAGGGCCUCGAGGCAUUAGUUAACAAGCUGAGUACGAAGGAUGACGACCCCGUGCCAUUCUCAUUCCACAUCGCUUUGCCCGCGGAUGCUACAACACCUGGGGCACCAACACAGCUCGUUAUAGCCAAGUCUAUCGAGGAGGAUGUACUUUCACAUCCGUCGCAUGCAUUUACACAAGAAGAUGUCUUUGUCGUCCGGUGUUCACCUCAAGCGGUAUUUAAGGUUCGGCCAGCGACUAGAUGUUCGUCAACCUUGUCAGGUCAUACAUCACCUAUCUUGUGCGCGUCUUUCUCGCCCACAGGUAAUCUCCUUGCAACUGGAUCCGGUGAUUGUAAUGCGCGGUUGUGGGAUCUUCAUACGGAGACACCAUCACACGUUCUGUCCGGUCACAAAGGCUGGGUUCUCUGUGUUGAAUGGGAAGCGAUGGAGCGCAAGCUUGCUACGGGCGGUCAUGAUGGACAUGUCCGCCUGUGGGAUCCAAAAGCCGGUACGCCGAUCGGCGACGCCCUAAAAGGACAUACGAAAUGGGUCACAUCAUUAGCAUGGGAGCCAGUCCACCUAAACCCUUCUGCACCGCGGCUAGCGUCCUCGUCAAAAGACGGCACCGUCCGUGUCUGGUCAACCUCGACACGGCGAUGUGAAUAUGCGCUCGGUGGGCACACAGCUAGCGUGAAUGUCGUCCGAUGGGGCGGAGGCGGCCUCGAUGGCAAGGGUGUGCUCUACACUGCCUCAAGUGACAGGACGAUCAGGGUAUGGGACGCAAAUGGGGGACGGCCACUGCACACCCUGAAGGAUCAUGCACACUGGGUCACCACACUGACACUCAAUACAGACUUCGUAUUGCGCACCGGCCCGUAUGAUCAUACCGGCAAGAAGCCCGCAUCUGACAGUGAAGCCCAAACUCUCGCCCUUGCACGCUACAACAAAAUCGCGUCGACUAAUGGCGAAACGCUCAUCUCAGGGUCAGACGACCACACGCUCUUCUUCUGGUCGCUUUUCCCCUCUCGUGCCGACUCUUCCGCCGCGUCGGACGAAGCUGCCGCGCGCGGCGGGAAGCUCAAACCCGUGGCGCGGCUGACGGGACACCAACGCCAGGUUUCGCAUGUCGCGUUCAGCCCCGAUGGACGCUGGGCGGCGAGUGCCGCCUGGGACAACAGCGUGCGUUUGUGGGAUGGCCAUACAGGCAAAUUCGUGGCAACGCUUCGCGGCCAUAUCGGUGCCGUGUACCGUCUGACGUGGAGUGCGGAUUCGCGGUUGCUCGUUAGUGCGAGCAAAGAUAGUACAGUCAAGAUUUGGGAUCUGAAGACGUACAAAAUCAAAACAGACCUACCGGGACACACAGAUGAGGUGUAUUGUGUGGACUUCGUAGCGGACAAGAUUGUCAGCGGAGGGCGCGAUAGGACGGUGAAAAUCUGGAAGAACUGAGUGUCUUUUUUUCGUUUUGGCAAUGAUGAUACUUAGAAUGAGGUGAGCCUGGGAGUUAUGUGCGUCUGCAUCGUGUGUUUGGAAUUAUAUGCCCUAAGCAAGCUAUGUAAGAACUCGUACAUAGAAUUGUAGAAUGGACCGACCUAGUAUUUCAGAUGUACAUCAUCUUACAAGGCAGGAUACAGAGCCACAGUGGCCUGUCCCAUACUCUUUAAAGCACGCCGGAGACAGUCGGUCUUGCUGAAGCAUUUAUAUUCUGGA